CACGAAUCAAAAACAACUCGUCGCAACUCCAGGUUCGCAAUGGAGUAAUAAAGAGCUUGAGUAUUUCAAAAUAGAGUGUGCUAAUGUGAAAGAUUUCAAGAAUUUUUUUCAAGAAAGUCCCCCAAAGAUUGAAAGUUUUUUUGAAAAAGUGAAAGAAGCAUUAUCUAUAGAUAUAUCUCGACAAGACGCUGUAGAAAAAACAGAUUGGGGAAGUAUAAAAUGUAAGGAAAUUUUCAAACUUGCUAAAUCUAUACUGGCCGUGACAAAGGUUCAUCCAAACGUUGAAGGCACAGUAGACAAUCUUGCAAGACGUAUACUUGAGCUUUUUGAUUAUGACGAAGGGGACCUGUACAUACAAUCUCGAAAUGAAGUAAAGUUAGAAAUGUGCGGAUCACAAACGUACGCCAAACCUGAUUUGUGCGUUGAAUUAUAUAAUCUUCAAAUCAAGUUGUUAAUACAAGAAGACAAGAGUUACAAAGCUUCCAAUCAAGAUACCGAUGCUGAAUUCCAGGUUAUUGCUGAAGCAAUAGUAUCAUUUCAAGAAAAUAGUAAAAUAAAAAAAUUUAAACCACCUUUAGAAUCGCAACUGAUUCCUUGUAUAACAUUGCUCGGAACCUACCCUACGUUCUAUUUAUUUGAAGUAACUAGGAAGCUAUCAGAAUGUGUAAAAAUGGGGAAUCGCCCCGAGGAAAAGACUAUAGUUAAAAAAUACGAUUUUCCGGUGUUGCCCUAUCUCUUUAAAGAUGUGAUGCUAGUACAGGAACAUAGAAAACAUAUUUUUCAAUGCUAUGAAGCUUUUAAAAAGUUUGUGGUAAGAAACAAUUAA
Diversispora eburnea is the source of this 826-nucleotide messenger RNA. The record is from the annotation of a GenBank genome assembly. NCBI's taxonomy places the organism in Eukaryota, Fungi, Glomeromycota, Glomeromycetes, Diversisporales, Diversisporaceae.